This is a messenger RNA of Helianthus annuus (common sunflower), 1979 nucleotides long. RefSeq names its product actin-related protein 8. NCBI's taxonomy places the organism in Eukaryota, Viridiplantae, Streptophyta, Magnoliopsida, Asterales, Asteraceae. The record is from RefSeq and is a predicted model, not a curated record. The coding region runs from base 1208 to 1711 and encodes 167 amino acids. The transcript is spliced from 9 exons.
UGCUUUCGAUUUGUAACACCUUCGAGUAUGAAGGCUAACUGCCAUUAAUUUUUUUUUUGUUAAAUCAGUGUAAAAUGACUAAAAUACCCUUUUAUAUCUUUCUAUUAGUACUCGAAGAGGUUACUUUCAAUAAACCACAAGGACUAUAUUUGUAAUUAACUCUAAAAAAUAUAAAACUCAGUAUUUGUAACAAAAUAUAUUAUAAAGGUAUUUGUAAAAAAAUUAUUUACUCAUUUUACACUGAUUUAACAGAAAAAUUAACGUCUGUUAGCCUUAACACUCAAAGGUGUUAAAAAUUUGAAACCGUAGAACCUGAAUUGACCAUGCCACCAUCAAGAGGAGUUGAUGCCGAGAUCAAGAAAUGGCAGAGAUCAAGAAAUGGCAGAGAUCGUUGACCCAGAUCCAAGAAAGUACAUGCCAAACCGAAAAAGUCGAUCAAGCGUAUGGAGAUCACAAACGUCCAAAAAAUCUCGACUCAACUUCUGAAACUGGGAAAGUGGCUGCAACCGAUCCUGACCAAUCACAGAAAAGGAGGGAUAUAGUGGCUAAAUCUGUUUUGGAACCAUCUCCAGAUGCUACUCUGCAAGGACGGCAUGAAAGGUUCAAGGUUCAUGUGAGGGUUCAAAAUGAAACCGGUUCAUAGUUCAGACUCGUUAAGGCUCGGCUCAUUCGAGCUUUUAGUGGUGCCGCCGAUUCCUAGUACCUCUCGAGCCCUUACACAGUUACACCCAAGUAGGGACUAUAUAAGUGGUUGGUUAAAUUCAAAUGAAUCAAUGUGUUGAACUUAAAGAGUUCAAUUGGUUGAUUCACAAUGUCUUAUUUCCUGCAAAUCGUUUCAAUUCCAGCAAUUCAAUAUCCAGCUCAUCAUCCAAUUCGGUUUCAAGUGACCUGUACGAUUCGGAUCAGAUCAUCGUGUGCUCCACCGGUGAAUUUGAUCGGAUUCCGAUUGAUAUUUUUAUCCAAAUAUUGAAAUUACUUGGACCUAAAGAGGCAGCUAAGCUGACAGUUGUUUGUAAGUCAUGGAGGCUAAUUGUUUCUGGUAAUUUGUUGUGGAUUUAUUUCCUUCAGAACCAGUUGGAUCCCUGGGACUAAACCAGCUUACGCUCCGGUUAUCCGCUUCGUUUUACAAGGUAAGAUAAUGUACAAAGUGGGUAUAAAAGUUGUGUCAGCUGGAGCUUGAAAGCUUAUUGGAUACCUCAGAGAGCAAAUGCAACAGCAAAAUCAACGUUUUUCUUCGUUAUACACAGUGAGAACAUUGAAAGAGAACCUUUGUUAUGUGGCUAUUUUUUCAUAUGAAGUUCCUGUUGUGGGUUGGUUUACUCUUAAGCAAGAACCUUUUCUAACAGGAGAGAUUUUGUUCCAACCACUUAUUGCAGGAUUGAGUUCAAAGGGUUUGCAUCAAGCGGUGGCACUUUGCAUUGAACAAUGCCAUGCUGCGGGAUUGUCCCCUGAUGAUUCUUGGUUCAAGACCGUUGUUUUGGCUGGCGGCACUGCGUGCUUACCAGGAUUAGUUGAAAGAUUAGAUAAGGAACUCCGUCUUCUUCUUCCCCCAUCGAUAUCUAGUGGGAUACGCGUUAUUCCACCCCCGUAUGGUGCAGAUUCUGCAUGGUAUGGGGCCAAGCUUCUCAGCAAUUUGAGCACCUUCCCUAGUUCCUGGUGCAUUGACAAAAAAGAUUUCCGACCCAAGUCCAAAAGAAAUUUCUUUUGGUGAAAGUUGGUUCUUUUACGCGCGUUGAAAUUCUAAAGGUUUUAAUGUCAUUGUCCUCAAUCAUCACCUAUUAACAUUAGGCCAUUAAUAAUGUUAUAUCAGGGUUGUGUUAUGUUCCUCAUUUGUCCAGCUUGUAAAAUUUUAUAUAUACCUGUGAAAACUUGUAUAGUAUCAUAUCUAGGGGAAGGUUCAAAUGAAAACCACUAGUUAUUGUGAAAACUAGAAAACUAACUAAAACCCACUAAAAAGGAGGGGGGUAAUAAUGAAGGAG